This is a messenger RNA of Kalmanozyma brasiliensis GHG001, 1866 nucleotides long. RefSeq lists its product as uncharacterized. Lineage: Eukaryota; Fungi; Basidiomycota; Ustilaginomycetes; Ustilaginales. The coding region runs from base 1 to 1866 and encodes 621 amino acids. The record is from RefSeq and is a predicted model, not a curated record. The transcript has a single exon.
AUGGAUCUCAAGAUCCUCAGCACCACCGUCAACGACAUCUUUCUCCAUCCUCAGGUGCGAUCCGAGAACGAGACCCCCGAAGAGCAGGAAGCCGCCACCGUGCAAAUCAUUAUCCAGCUCAGCAUCCCUGCAAAGACGACACCACCAUCCAAGCUGCUCAAUCUUACCGCCAGCUUAAUCGGCUAUGAAUCGAUUGGCUUUCCCAAAGGCGGCUUCGAGCAGAACCAGCCCUACUACAACAAAAAGACGAUCGACUCAGCCACCGAUCUCAAGCUGGAAGCAGGAUCUAUCUAUCAAUUCGAGGUGUCUUUCCGCGUCGACAACAGCACCGCCCCUUAUCAACGAUGCAAAUACGGCAGGCACCAUCAGAAGGUGCAGGUCAAAGCCACCUUCCCCGGACUGAUCGGAAAGAAGACGCUGUUGGCAGAGAAGAACCUCUUCUUCGUCGCAACCGUAGCCUCACAAGGCUUUCUGCCAUACUACCAUGUCCACCGAGCAGCAGAAGAAGGACUCGGUCCCAUCUUCCUGGGUCUGCGAACACAACAUUUGACCGUGGGAGGCUACCUCCGGCUCACGUUUUCGCUCGAUAGCCCCAGCCCUACGUUGCAGCUGCAUUCCCUCAAGCUGGCUUUACUACAGCAGACAACGCUCAAGUCCCGCGUACGCCGCAACUACGUCGAGUAUGCGCCUUCCGAACGAUUCGUCUUUUUCGAAGCGGGAUCGGCAGAGUUAAGAAAAUGCCUCGAAAAUGGCCCUGGUGGCGAGGAGGGUCUUGAUGGUCUCCUUGCUCUCGCCAAGGAACAGCAACAACAAAAGGGCGGAUCGACCAAUGUGGCCUCUGACUCUUCAUCAGCUCGACCCACGGACUACUCGUCUCUUGGUCAAUGCAACUGGGUGGCGCGCAUACCCAACGAUUCGGAAGCGCGAGCCUCCACUCUACCUGGUAGCGACUCGGCGAUUCAAAUGGCACACGCGCUGGAGCUCAGCAUCCAGUACUCCGACCCUUCGCUUGGCGACUCUGAUGUGCGGACCUAUCGCACCAACUGGGGUCUCAUCCUGCCAGCAUGUGCGUGUCGGUGGCAAACCAUGCGUUUGCCCUCGUACACACCGGAAGACGCCAAUCCAGUGCCCAACAUCUCGCGCGACUACUGGGCAGGACGCAACGAGCACGAGUCGUUCACCCAGUGCGUCUGCGGCGAGGAUCUCGAACACCUUCUCGAGAUGGAGCAGCAAGCAGCGUCCGAGAGCGAGGUGCAGGCAUCCUCCGCUAUUUGGCGUGACAUGCUCAGUCAUCGUCUGCAACAGCGGAUGCUUCGCAAUGGCACGGGUGCCCGCAGUGCCUCGUCCUCACCAGCCCUAUCACGGAUGGCAUCCCGGCGUGGAAGCAGUGAGGACCUCACCUCGCCACCCGUCGCAGGCACAUCGUCGUCCGGGAGAGAACGAGGACGGCAAAACCGACAAGCACCCUCGCGCAGCAACUCGGGCACCGCCGACGACGGUGUCCGCUUCGGCCUCAUGGAAGCGGAAGACGAGAUCGAGUUCGAGAUGCAAGCGCGCGAAGUGCUGCGCGAUCUCGACCUGGGCGAGCAGGAGUACCAGCGCGAAUGGGAUCGGCUCAACGAGAUGCGGCAGAGGCGGAACAAGGCGAGAAACGAGUACACGUCGGUAUCGAGGGAGAGGGAGAGGGAGGAAGGCGAGAGGCGAGCACGGUCGCAAUCGGCACAUCCGGCGUUGCGGUUGUUUCAGAAAAGAUCGGCGAGCAGCAACAACAGUCGGCAUAACAGCAGACCGCCGAGCCCGCAGACGCCGACAACAGAGUCGAUUGCCGAGUCAGCGAGCGAGAUGCGGUUGGACGAGAAGCGUUAA